UGUCAAUUUUUUGACAUUUGAUUAAUUUGACGUAUUAAUUAAUAAAUAUUUUGAGUGUGGAUUUGUGAAUUGAAUAAACAUACAUUAAUAAAACCUUAAGAAUGGCACAAAUAGGCGAACCAUUAACUUUAUCCCGAGAUAUUAAAAGAUCUAUAGAGUUAUUAGAAAAGUUGCAAAAAAGUGGCGAGGUUCCAGCAACUAAAUUAGCUGCUCUGCAAAAGGUACUGCAGAGCGAUUUUCUAAAUGCCGUUCGCGAGGUUUACGAACAUGUGUACGAAACUGUCGAUAUCCAAGGAUCCCAAGAUGUUAGAGCUUCGGCAACUGCAAAAGCCACAGUCGCAGCUUUUGCAGCUAGUGAGGGCCAUGCUCAUCCUAGAGUGGUAGAACUACCCAAAACGGACGAAGGACUUGGCUUUAACGUUAUGGGUGGUAAAGAACAAAAUUCCCCCAUAUACAUCUCCCGGAUUAUUCCAGGAGGUGUGGCUGACCGACAUGGAGGUUUGAAAAGGGGUGAUCAGCUUUUAAGUGUUAAUGGAGUAUCUGUAGACGGGGAAAAUCAUGAAAAAGCUGUGGAAUUGCUAAAACAAGCGCAUGGUUCUGUGAAAUUAGUGGUUCGAUAUACCCCGAAGGUGCUUGAAGAAAUGGAAUUGCGGUUUGACAAACAAAGAGCUAGGAGGAGGCAACAGUACAAUUAAUUAUGACAAAAUUGAACAGUAUCUUAUAUUAGGUAUAUAGUUACUUCUAGUGCAGUGGUUAUCGCAAUCUGUUUCAAUUUAAACUCCUGCAUUAUAACAAUAGGCUAUGUUAUACAACUUUCUUAAUGUGGAGGUAAAUAAGAUAUUUGCAGUACUUUAAGAUUUAUUUUCGCUAGAUUGGUCCAAUAAAACUAAAUGGAAGUAGAAACCGACUACAAAAUUUGCUUUAUAAUACACUUUAUAUUAUGUAUUGGGAGUGCACAUAAAGAAAAAAACAGUAUAGGUUAAUCAGUAAAUAAAUAAU
Molecule: messenger RNA, 999 nt
Organism: Anoplophora glabripennis (Asian longhorned beetle)
Lineage: Eukaryota; Metazoa; Arthropoda; Insecta; Coleoptera; Cerambycidae
Gene: veli
Product: protein lin-7 homolog C
Exons: 3
Coding region: 102-695 (197 amino acids)
Biological process (GO): protein localization to basolateral plasma membrane; neurotransmitter secretion; maintenance of epithelial cell apical/basal polarity
Cellular component (GO): synapse; basolateral plasma membrane; cell-cell junction
Molecular function (GO): protein binding
Source: RefSeq, a predicted model, not a curated record